Molecule: messenger RNA, 2898 nt
Organism: Neomonachus schauinslandi (Hawaiian monk seal)
Lineage: Eukaryota; Metazoa; Chordata; Mammalia; Carnivora; Phocidae
Gene: INCENP
Product: inner centromere protein
Exons: 18
Coding region: 2-2602 (866 amino acids)
Biological process (GO): meiotic spindle midzone assembly; mitotic cytokinesis; metaphase chromosome alignment
Cellular component (GO): chromosome passenger complex; meiotic spindle midzone; midbody
Molecular function (GO): protein serine/threonine kinase activator activity
Source: RefSeq, a predicted model, not a curated record
CAUGGGGUCGACAGCCCCAGGGCCCAUUCACCUGCUGGAGCUGUGUGACCAGAAGCUCAUGGAGUUUAUCUGCAAUGUGGACAAUAAAGACUUGGUGUGGCUCGAAGAGAUCGAGGAGGAGGCCGAGCGCAUGUUCACCAGAGAAUUCAGCAAGGAGCCUGAGCUGAUGCCCAAAACACCUUCUCAGAAGAACCGACGGAAGAAGAGACGGGUUUCUCAUGUUCAGGAUGAAAACAGAGACCCCAUCCGGAAAAGGUUGUCCCGCAGAAAAACCCGGAGCAGCCAGCUGAGCUCCCGGCAUCUGCGCAGCAAGGACAAGGUGGAGAAGCUGGCCACGGUGGUGGGGGAGAACGGCUCUGUCCUGCGGAGGAUGACCCGCGCUGCGGCCGCAGCUGCGGCGGCCACCGUGGCGUUCGCUGCCCCUUCAUCCAGCCCUGAGUCCCCCACAGCACUGACCACGAAGCCUGAAAACAGCCUGGCCGAGGGCCAGCUGGUGCCCGUGGUGAAGAUCAGCGUCAGCGAGCGCCAGAGUGCCGAGCAGCACCUCGGCCGGCUCGAGUCCGUCCAGGCUCCCUCUCUGGCUCCGUCCCCUCCAGCCACAGCUCCCGCCUCCCACAGCAUCUCGAUAUCGGAGGAGGAAUUCACCCCCAAGAAGCCAGAGGCUGGGAGACUGGAAUCUGUUACCGUGAGCUCCCUGAUGGCCACACCCCAGGACCCCAAGAGCCAAGGGGUCGGAGCAAGCCGGUCGGCCUCCAAGCUCAGGAUCGCGCAGGCUUCCCCAGGCCCGCAGGACCUGUCGGGCUCUCCGGCCUCCCCAUGGCAGGAGCGGGUGCUGGCUCCCAUCCUGCCGGAUAACUGCUCCACGCCCACGGGUACCCGCGUGGACCCGCAGUCAGUGCGGCGCAGCCUGAUUGCGCCGUCCUCCCCUGGCCACCAGCCCUCGCUGGCCCAGAAGUACUCCCUGGUGGCCAAACAGGAGAAGCCUGUCCGCAGGUCAAGCAGAAGGAUUGGCAAGAAAGCCUCUGUAGAGCCGGCUGCCUCUGCCCGCAUCAUCUGUCACAGUUACCUGGAGAGGCUCCUGAAUGUGGAGGUGCCCCAGAAAGUUGGCCCUGAGCAGAAGCCCAGCGAGAAGGCUGAGCCUGUGGAGGCGGCUGAGCCAGAGGUCCCCAAGAACGUGCCCCGCAGUGCCACCAAGAUCACCAUUAGCACCCCUGGCUCGCGGCCUGUGGCUGGUGGCCAGGAAACGCCCUCUGAAGGGCAGCAAGAGCCCAAGCCUGACGAAGCAGAUGGCCCCAGGGAGCCACCCCAGAGUGUCAGGAGGAAGCACAGUUACAGGCAGGCCGUGAGUGAGCUGGACGAGGGGCAGCAGCUGGAGGAUGAGGAGCUGCAAGCCCCCAGGAGCAAGACCCCUUCCCCACCCUGUCCGGCCAGCAAGGUGGUGCGGCCCCUCCGGACCUUCCUGCACACCGUGCAGAGGAACCAGAUGCUCAUGACCCCGACCUCGGCGUCCCGCAGCAGUGUCAUGAAAUCCUUCAUCAAGCGCAACACUCCCCUGCGCGUGGACCCUAAGUGCAGCUUCGUUGAGAAGGAGCGGCAGCGCCUAGAGAACCUGCGGCGGAAGGAGGAGGCCGAGCUGCUCCGCAGGCAGAAGGUAGAGGAAGACAAGCGGCGGCGGCUGGAGGAGGUGAAGCUGAAGCGUGAGGAGCGCCUCCGCAAGGUGCUGCAGGCCCGGGAGCGGGUGGAGCAGAUGAAGGAGGAGAAGAAGAAGCAGAUCGAGCAGAAGUUUGCUCAGAUCGACGAGAAGACUGAGAAGGCCAAGGAGGAGCGGCUGGCUGAGGAGAAAGCCAAGAAAAAGGCAGCAGCCAGGAAGAUGGAGGAGGUGGAGGCGCGCCGGAAGCAGGAAGAGGAGGCCCGGCGGCUCAGGCGGCUCCAACAGCCCAAUGCUGGCCGGAGGCCCCCGACCUUGCUGUCUGUUCACCAGGAGGAGGAAGAGCGGCGGCACCAAGAGCUGCUGCAGAAGAAGAAGGAGGAGGAGCAGGAGCGGCUCCGGGCUGAGAGGGAGCUGCAGGAGAGGGAGCGGGAGAAGGCCCUGCGGCUACACAAGGAGCGGCUGCAGAGGGACCUGGAGGAGAAGAAGAAGAAGGAGGAGCAGCAGCGCCUGGCCGAGGAGCAGCAGAGGAGAGCCAGGGAGGUGGCGGCCACCAGCAAAGGCCUGACUGCGACCCCGGACUCGCAGUCUCCAGCUUGUACCUCCUAUCAGAUGACGCCACAGGGCCACAGGGCCCCCCCCAAGAUCAACCCAGAUAACUACGGGAUGGAUCUGAAUAGCGAUGACUCCACCGAUGACGAGGCCCAUCCCCGGAAGCCCAUCCCCACCUGGGCCAGAGGCACUCAGCUAAGCCAGGCCAUCAUCCACCAGUACUACCACCCCCCGAACCUGCUCGAGCUCUUUGGAACCAUUCUCCCACUGGACUUGGAGGACAUCUUCAAGAAGAGCAAGCCCCGCUACCACAAGCGCACGAGCUCUGCUGUCUGGAACUCACCGCCCCUGCUGGGCGCCAGGGUCCCCAGCAGCCUGGCCUACAGCCUGAAGAAGUACUGAGGCCCCCAGGCCCUCUCAGCAGUCUCAGCCCCUGUGUGUGUCUGUCUGUCCGCCCCUCUGGUGCCAUCCUGCCUGGUGUUCUGUCUCUGGGCCUUUGCCAUGUGUAUAUAAAUGUCCUCUGUGGGCUGCAGGUAGAACGUGGCCCAGGCCUUUUUGGAGGCUGCACUCGGUGGGUGGUUGGGGGAGAACCAGCCCAGCCCCACCUGGCCUGCAGACAGCACUCUGUAAAUAGAUUGUUAUAAUUCAGCAGAAUUUUAGCCUCUAGUGUCCGAGAGCUAGAUUAAUAAAGUCUGUUC